AUUACCACAUAUGGUCACCAUAUUUGCUUGCUGCUUGCUAGGCCAUCCAUCUGGUUUCUCUUUGGGUUUUUCUCCUAUGGCUACUUCUUCUCUCAACACACACACUCUCUCUCUCUAACCCACAGCCAACUGGCAAGCUUGAUUGAUUUCACAAGCUGAUAAAAAUAAAGCCAAAGGGAGGGUCGAAAAGAUAGAGCUAAGGACAAAACUAGUCUAGGAUUUUCAUUUUGAUUCGUUUGGAUUUUCCCUUUUCCCCAUUACCCAUUUACCCUCUCUCUCCCUCCCUCCCUCUCUCUCUCAAUUUGCUUCCCCUGUUUCUUCUCUUAUAAACAGAGCUAACCCAGAGCAAGUCACAGCUCCAUCAUCAAAAAACCCUUCACCACCUCACUUCCAUAUUCCAUUCUUUCCAUUCAAUUCCCCUCCUCCCCUUCUCUUUCUUUGCUUCCAAACUUGCAAAAAUUGGGAAAGAAACAGAAUAAGAAAAGAUGGAUGUGCCAUCAGCUUCUCAAUGCAGCAGCAGCGGUUGCGAGUCAGGGUGGACAUUGUACUUGGACCAAUCCUCCUUCUCCAAUUACAACGAUGGAAAUCCGUACCAGAGCUAUGCUGGCGGAUACACGGUGAAUAAUGAUUCCGGUAGAGGUAAUUACGGUAGCCGCGCGAAGCUGCAGUACGAGGAGGAAGAAGAAGAAGAAGAUUUGUCCAUGGUUUCGGAUGCCUCUUCUGGGCCUCCCACAGGUUACUAUGAUGAAGGAGAAGAUGAGGAUUGCUGUAAUAACAGGAGCACUGGCAGCAAGAAAAAGAACAGCAGUAGAAGCUGCCAGUCAUUGCAGCAGAAACAGUUUCAUCAUCAGUAUCUCGAUGACACUGCUAGCUCCCCUGCGUUAAAGACCAAGAAGCAAUUGAACAAGAGCGAUGCUUCAGCGGAGGAACUUUCACAAGGGUUUUCAGCUACACAUUUUAAGGGGAAGUCUCUACUGAAGAAGCACUUUGGGUUCUUCCAUUCUUCUCAGUCGGUUUCAAAGGAAGCAGGUGGUUUUCCGGGGAGGAAGUGGAAAUGACAAGUGAUGGAAAUGAGGCAGGGGAGCCCAAACCAUCAAGAAAACAAAAUUCAGAAAUAAAAAAAAAAUAUUUUGGGAAGAACUGAAAGGAAAAAGUAAAAAAGAAAGAAAAAAACAUAUCGAUGUCAAAGAGAUAGAGAAGUGUACCUUUUUCUUCUCUACUUGUCCAUUUAUCUAUCUUUUAUUCCAUUCCAUUCCAUUAAUUUAUUUUUCUUUACCUUCUUGUUUCUGUAUCUAUUCUGUCAAUGUAGUUGGGAACAACCUGAACAAAUCAAAGUUCCAUUUAAGAAGAGAAAAAAAUUGUCCCUAGGUAUUUUUUUUUUACUUUGAUACCCACGUAAACGUUGCGUGACGAAUAUCGCAUUUUACGUAAUAUAAUUGAUUAUAACAAACGGAAAAUGAUUAU
Molecule: messenger RNA, 1464 nt
Organism: Linum trigynum
Lineage: Eukaryota; Viridiplantae; Streptophyta; Magnoliopsida; Malpighiales; Linaceae
Source: the annotation of a GenBank genome assembly